Messenger RNA from Lactuca saligna, 546 nucleotides. NCBI's taxonomy places the organism in Eukaryota, Viridiplantae, Streptophyta, Magnoliopsida, Asterales, Asteraceae. The record is from the annotation of a GenBank genome assembly.
AUGUUAAAGACGACAUGGGAUGAAACCAAUAGAGGAAACUACUAUUGUGGGCCACUUCUUGUAUUAUUGCUAGCUAAUUUGGAGUUUAUGAGAAAUGAUAAGAGUGAAAAAACACAAAUAAAUGCACUACAUUUUUGGGAUUAUGAGAUGAUGGUGAAAAGGGAAAAAGCAGAGUUAAAGAGUGGUGACUUUGGAACUUUGGAAUGGAAUGAUGAUGUUAUAAAGAAUAAUCAAGAAUCCAACACCGAUGAAAAUGAAGAUAUGAAACUCAAUUUUGGAAAGUUAAUUGAGUUUUCAACAACAAAAUUCAAAGAAAGCGAUGAGUUGAAAGAUAUGAAGAAAGUCUUUGAACAAGAAUUCAUUUAUAAAAGUCAAAAUGGAGAUGAAACAAAUGUGAUGAAUGAAGAUGAUGCAAAAAGUGAUCAGAAUGAAGAUAGAGAAACAGAUGAGAAUAAGGUGGAUGGGAAUAAGGGUGAUACAUAUAAAGAUACAAAUGUAGAAACUACACUAGCAAAAAAAAAUCAACCAAUCAUGGUAACACCAUGA